CCACAGGUGUCCAUGGCCUUCCAGGACCUGGCCGUGCGGUUCUCCGAGGACGAGUGGCGGCUGCUGGGGGAGGGGCAGAGGGCGCUCUACCUGGACGUGAUGCGGGAGAACUACGAGACGCUGGCCUCCCUGGGGACAGUGGAACUGCUGCCCCUCUCUGCCUUCCUGUGUCCCUCGGAGCCUGGAGGAGCCGUGGGGGGCGGGGGCUGUGCUGCUGAUGGGCAGGACCCUCCGCGGGGAGGAGGGCCCCUGGGAGGAGCCCCCCAGCACAGCCUGCACCUCAGCGCCCUGGUGCAGCUGGUGAAGGAGAUCCCAGAGUUCCUGUUCGGGGAAGUCAGCCCUGAGAGCGGGGGAGCCAGCCUGGACGGGGAGGGGGCGAGCCCCGAGGCAGCUGUAAUGGGGGAUACUUGCCCUUUCCAAGGCUUGCUCGGCUGCCUUCCGGACACACCUGUCGGCCGGCCUGGCCUGGCUGCCAUGCCCAGCGGCAGCUCAUCCAGCAGCCUGCCCAGAGCCAGGGGGCAGGGGAGCCCCCUUCCCAUCAAAACUGCUGACAUGCCAAGGCCUGUGGAGGAGGAAAGCCCAGGAGCCCACAGCCAGGAGCCUAGCCCUCCUACCUGUAGCUCCGGCAGGUGGAAGAGCCACAGGAAUCAGGAGAGAGGGGCCGCGGGGGCAGGAACCUCUCCUGGGAACAGCCCCUUGCAAGGCCUCAUCAACUGCCUGAAGGAAAUCCUCGAGCCCGGGCCCCAGCACCCCGAGCGGCCGCUGAGCUUACUGCCGCCAGCCCCCAGCCCGGGUGCGUCCCAGCUGACCAGAGCAGAGCUGCGGCCCGGGAGCCCUCCCUGGGCAGUGAAGACGGAGACAGCCUCAGGGGCUUGUCCCCUCCAGAGUCUGCUGAACUGUCUGAAGGAGAUCCCAGAGUCCCGGGACAAGCAACCCAGCCCCUCAGGAGCAAGGGACCCAUGGCUGCAGGAGGACCCAGGGGCCUGGAAAAGGAAUUCUGGAGGACCCUGCCCCUUCCAGACCCCUCCACCCGGACCUGGUCCUGGAGCUGGCAGCGUGCUCUCUGCAGUGAAGGUGGAGGACGGCUGGGCCCAGGGGCCCCCAGAGCCCACAUCCUGUCAGCUCAGCAAGCGGACCCACGGCCCUUCUGCCGCGGGCAGCCCUGGGGACAAUGGAGGCACCGCCUGGGUCCAAGUGCCCAGCUGGGGCUCUGCAGCUCGAGCCGGCAGCGCCUCGAGCUCACCCCUGGAAGCCCUGGAGGCCUGUCUGAGGGGCAUCCCCCUGAGUGGGUCGUUACCUUCCCAGCCGCCGGCCAGCUCUUGGUCCCGGAGCCCUCAGCCAGGAGACCCUGGGUCUCAGAGGCCUGAGCUGCAGCGCCUCAGAUCACACAGCAAAGAGGUGGUCUUGGGGCCUCUUCUGGCUCUGGGCCUGCGGGGCUGCAUGAGAGACCCUGCCCUCCCUGCAGGCUCCCAAGGCACCUCCACCAGCUUCUCUUCGUCCAGCAGCAUUGACGGGGACCUGGAUUUCCAGAGCCCUGAGGGCAGCCAGGGGCAUCGGCCUAGAAAAGGAAGCCCCGAGGGAAGCUCCCCGCUCCAGGGCCUGGAGAACUGCCUCACAGAGAUGCCUGCACCUGGGCCGCAGCCCACCUGGCCCUGCUCCUUGGCAGGGCACAGGGGGCCAUGGAGAGUGGAGCCCAAGAACUGGACGGCGGGCAUGGAAGGACUGAGGGGCGAGGCCUGUGAGCCAGCCCACCUGGGACAGCGAGGGGGUGACGUGCCCACCAGGAGCCUCCGCCUGGCCAGCCCACAGGCACUUGCCUCUGGCACCAUCCCGGCCUGCCACCAGCAAGGUCCCAAGGACCCCGGGGCCGCCAGGCCAGGACCGUGGAGGUGGCUCCCAGAUGGGCCAGCCACCAAGCCCUCCCCACUCCACUGCCUGGAGAACUCUCUGAAGGGGAUUUUGCCCGGGGGGCCCUUGCGCUUCGCCUGCCUGGCCGACCCUGUCCCGGGCCCCAGCCACAGCCCCAGCUCCAGCUCCAGCAGCUCAGAAGGAGAAGACCCAAGGCUGGAGCCUGAGGUCUGGCAGCCCCUCCUGCAGGAGAGGGACCACCUUCCCAGCUGCAAGGGCCUUGGCCCUCCUUCCCCAUGCCCUAGUGGCCCUCGCGCUGGCAGCAACCCUGGUGAAGGCCAGAGAAGAGGCGAGACUGGGGACCACCGUGGUCUCAGUGCAGCCGGGACCCACCCGAGGCCCCUUCCUGGAGAUCCGCCUGGGCCUCCCCCUGGAGCUGCCAUCCCUCGGGCUUUGCCGCGCGCCUCCCCGCGGCCACCGUGCCCCUGUGGGAGUUCCCUGCAGCACGAGCUCCGUAGCCUCAGUUCCGCCCUCUCGGAGAAGCUGGACCGGCUGGCUGGGACCCUGGCCGGCCUGGCUCAGGAAGUGGCCGCCGUGAGAACCCAGGUGGAUCGGCUAGGGCGGCGCCCGUGGGGCCCAGGGACGAAGGGCCUCCUCUGGGGCCCUCGCUGGACCGGUGGCCCUGCUCACAGACACCCGCCCUACUGGAGGCACAAGGGCCCCCGCAGGCCGAGACCGAAGAUCUUGCGGGACCAGGCGGAAGGCUGCAGGGCCGGCGACUCCUCAGGCCUGGCCAGCGCGAGGCCCCGCCUGGUGCCUCAGCUGCCCCCGGACAUGCCCCUGGCAGAGGCUUCUGGGCCCAGCUCUGGCCCUCUCUCCUCGGCAUGCGGCAGCCCCGCUGUGACCGCUUAUCAACCCCUCGGACGCCCGGAGGGCCACCGGAGCCCCCCGCCCCCUUUGCUGCCUGCUGCCCCACUCCUCCAGGUGACCGCCAGUGCAGGAGCAGAGCCUCGGGCUGCAGCAGCGGCACCACCCAGGACCCUAAAGUGGCCCAAGGAUCCAAGCAGCCUGUUGGCGGGGCUCCAGAGAGCCCUUGAGGGGGAGCUGUGGGGUGGGGAGCACAGGGACCCCGAGUGGGGGCCCCCUAGCCGCCGUCUUAAUGGGCUGCAUCCUGCCGAGGAUGUCCCACCCCUGGCCGCCUCUUCUGGAGGCCAGCCUCUGCCCUUGGCCCCCUGCAGCAGAACCUUCCCCGUGUCUGGACUGUGA
Messenger RNA from Lipotes vexillifer (Yangtze River dolphin), 3114 nucleotides. It is a transcript of the gene KRABD3, whose product is annotated as KRAB domain containing 3. The record is from RefSeq and is a predicted model, not a curated record. NCBI's taxonomy places the organism in Eukaryota, Metazoa, Chordata, Mammalia, Artiodactyla, Lipotidae. Gene Ontology annotation, biological process: regulation of DNA-templated transcription.